This is a messenger RNA of Lactuca virosa, 1748 nucleotides long. Lineage: Eukaryota; Viridiplantae; Streptophyta; Magnoliopsida; Asterales; Asteraceae. The record is from the annotation of a GenBank genome assembly.
AUGGUGGAGGAAACGUCAGAGCGACUGCAAACAAACGUAUCACGAACACCUAAGAUACAAGUCAUCAUCUGCUCACGGGCUUUCCACAAACCAACAAGCAAAAUCCAUUGUUUGCCGCAAACUGAUUUAAGUUUGAUCUAUCAAGAGUUAGUUACAUGUAGCAAUAUCAUGGCUACAGUUGAACAAAAAGUUCCACGUUCUUCAUAUCCAACUGCUGACAUGGACAACAAAAAUCCCUUCAUCGACAACUAUGCUGAUUCCAUGUGGGCCGUUCCAAAAGACCAAACUACCCUCCAUCAGCCCACAAGGUCCACAAAACAAGACCACACUUACAACCUCUCUCUCGACUCUGAAGAUUUCAUCGAUGAAGAUUACUACGAAUCCGGUGAUGAAUAUCACAAAUCCAUUCACCAAACUACCCCUGAAGUAAACUUAAAAAAUGUCCUAACUGGAAUAGUGGCAAUUGUCACUGGUCGAAACAAAGACACAACUGAAAACAUUCCCAAUUCCGAUGUUUCAUUCAUGGGUUCCGAAACAAACGGAGACACUUACAUUCACCCAUCCGUUUACAUUCCGAGUGCCCCACCUCUCUUAGAACCAACCGGAAUCAACUAUUCCGCUUACAAAGAAGUCUUGGAAUCCGAACCACCGGAAUGGCUUCGUGACAGCUCAGCUUCCGUCUGCAUGCAAUGCAACGCCCCCUUCACAGCCCUCACACGUGGCAGACACCAUUGUCGAUUCUGUGGUGGCAUAUUCUGUAGAGCAUGUUCAAAGGGAAGAUGCUUGUUACCUGUUAAAUUCAGAGAGAGAAAUCCCCAAAGAGUAUGUGACACGUGUUAUGACAUGCUGGAUCCUUUACAAGGUGUGUUGAUUAAUACAAUCAGCAAUGCGGUCCAGGUGGCGAAACAUGAUGUCAUGGACUGGACUUGUACACGUGGAUGGUUGAAUCUUCCGGUUGGGGUUUCUAUGGAACAUGAGAUAUAUAAAUCUUCAAGUACUUUGAGGAGUUACUGUAAUGCUGCAAGGGUAAAUCCGGAAAGAUCUAUUCCUGCUGCAGUUAUGAAGGGUGCUAAAGGUCUUGCUAUUUUAACUGUUGCUAAAGUUGGAGUGUUGGUUACUUACAAGAUUGGUACUGGUUUGGUUUUGGCUCGAAGGUCAGAUGGUUCAUGGUCUGCACCUUCUGCUAUUGUUUCAGCCGGUCUAGGGUGGGGCCCACAGGUUGGGGGUGAACUUAUGGACUUUAUAAUUGUGCUUCAUGAUUUUAAAGCUGUGAAAACGUUCUGUUCUCGAAUGCAUUUUUCUCUUGGAGCUGGUUGUAGUGCUGCUGCGGGACCCGUUGGGAGGGUUUUGGAAGCUGAUGUGAGAGCGGGUGAUAGAGGAUCUGGAAUGUGCUAUACUUAUAGUUGUAGCAAAGGUGCAUUUGUUGGAGUGUCAUUGGAAGGGAAUGUUGUUGCAACAAGGAUGGAUGCUAAUCUACAGUUUUAUGGGGAUCCGUAUUUGACAACGAGUGAUAUACUUCUUGGAACUGUGGAGAGGCCAAAGGCUGCCGAACCAUUGUAUGAUGCUCUUGAAGAUCUUUACUCUAAACUUCAGUGUUGAUGUUGGACCUUGUUAAUGAUCUAUAUGUACAUAUUUGAUAUUUCUGGUGUAUAAAAUCUCUUCCUCCCAAAGAUCCAAACAUAGUUGAAACUUGAAACUACUUGUUACAACUUGACAUUUUAUGAUUUAAGGAAAUACAUGCUUGCAAG